Molecule: messenger RNA, 3226 nt
Organism: Frankliniella occidentalis (western flower thrips)
Lineage: Eukaryota; Metazoa; Arthropoda; Insecta; Thysanoptera; Thripidae
Gene: E(z)
Product: histone-lysine N-methyltransferase E(z)
Exons: 14
Coding region: 164-2644 (826 amino acids)
Biological process (GO): chromatin remodeling
Molecular function (GO): protein binding; histone H3K27 methyltransferase activity
Source: RefSeq, a predicted model, not a curated record
GUUUGUUUUGAUCUGUUGAAAUUUCCGUUGAUGUUUUCCCGUUUUUAAAAAGUGUAUGAAUGAUAUUAAGAAUGGGUACCUGAUACGUGUGGCGGUGCCCAACGGUUUUUUUAAAAGACUGUAUUUUAGGACUGGCUAGUCGGUUUCACAGAUUUUCACUACCAUGUCUGGCAAAAUAAAAGUCACUGGAGAAUGGAAGAAAAGAGUAAGAGCGGAGUAUAUGCGUCUCCGUCAAGCUAAGAGGCAUAAGAGAGCAGAUGAAGUCAAAGUUGCCUGGAAUGUGAACCGUAAGGAAUUAACAGACUGUCUGGUUGAAGAGAAUACAAAAUGGCUUCAAAACAAAGCUGUGUGGACAUGGCAGCAAGAACCACCACAGCAUGCUGUGUGCAUGAAGAAGUCAGAUGUUGUGGCAUUAGAUGGAGAAAGGCAAUCGUGUCCCAUCAAAAUUAUUAACUCCGUCACUCCCAUCCCCACUAUGUAUACUUGGGCUCCAAUCCAACAGAAUUUCAUGGUGGAGGAUGAAACUGUUCUUCACAAUAUACCAUACAUGGGUGAUGAGGUUUUGGACCAAGAUGGCACUUUUAUCGAAGAACUUAUCAAAAACUAUGAUGGUAAAGUUCAUGGUGAUCGUGAAACCGGUUUUCUUGAUGACAGCACCCUGGUUGAACUUGUACAUGCACUUGUCACGUAUCAAGUAAAGGAUGAGGAAGAUGAUGCCAAAGGUAAAAGUGAAAGCAACAAGAGUAAAGACAAAGCAGUAAAUAAAGACAAAGAUGAUAAAGAUAGUCAAAUACCUGGAAAGACUGACAUAAAACCUCAAGAAAGUAAAGCAGGAAGUUUGUCUCCUAUUGAGGAUUUGGAGCUCUCUGGUAAAACUUUGCCUUUCCCCAUAGAUACAAUUUUCCAAGCAAUUUCUGUGUCGUUUCCUGAGAAAGGUUCUCCAGAGCAACUACGUGACAAGUAUAUUGAACUGACCUCUCGUGGUAAUCCUAAUGUUCGGCCUCCUGAGUGCACACCCAACAUUGACGGUGUCGCUGCAGAGAAUGUUCCUCGUGAGCAGACUCUUCAUUCUUUCCAUACACUAUUCUGUAGAAGAUGUUUUAAAUAUGACUGCUUUCUACACAGACUACAAGCAUCUCAUGCAGGGCCAAACAUGAAAAGAAGAAAAGGGCCAAUUCUUAAGACUUUCCCUGAGUCAUGUGGAGCACAUUGUUACAUGCUACUGGAAGGUAUGGGGGAGAAAUUGGCUUUAGCUAGAGUUGCUGAAAGCAGACAAGAAAAAGAGGAGGAAGAUGAAAGACAGAGACAAAAAGAGAAGGAAGAUGAAAGAUGCCGUGAGAAAGAUAGUGUUGAUCGCAACUCCUCAGAUACUCCUCCGAAUCAGCAGGGUCCAAGACCUAGAAAGAUUCGUAAACAGAAUUCGUUAGAUUCUGCAAAUGAAGUAAGCUCUGAGGAUAGUAAUGAUAGUAGCAAGUAUAAAGGGCGAGAUGGAAAUGGCCUUAUAAAUGGUACUGGUGACAAUGCUCAACCAGGCAGUAGUAAUUCUCAUCAUCAUACCAAUAACCAUCACCACCACCAUGGCCACAAUGCAAGAAAAUCUAUUAACCAUGAUCCGGCUAGUUUUGAAACUGUGUAUCAAAAAUCUGCAACACCAAUAUUUUCAAUGUUGGAUCAAAUCGGAGUAGAGGAAUGUGCUGAAUGGACGGGUUCUGAUCAAUCCAUGUUCCGUGCCCUUCAGAAAGUUUUCCACAAUAACUUCUGUGCCAUUGCCCAAAUUAUGUUGACUAAAACCUGCCAACAGGUCUAUGACUUUGGUCAGAAAGAAGCUUCUGAUAUUCCUGCAGAGGAAGCAGUGAGAGACUCAACUCCACCUCGCAAGAAGAAAAAGAAGCAUCGUUUAUGGUCUAUGCAUUGUCGAAAGAUUCAAAUGAAGAAGGAUUCAAGUUCCAAUUAUGUAACAAAUUUCACACCAUGUGAUCAUCCUGAUCAACCUUGUGACAAUAAUUGCCCUUGUUUUGGAACUGGGAACUUUUGUGAAAAGUUUUGCCUUUGCAGUUCUGAAUGUCAAAACAGAUUUCCAGGCUGUCGGUGUAAGGCACAAUGCAACACCAAGCAAUGUCCUUGUUAUCUUGCAGUUCGAGAAUGUGAUCCUGAUCUAUGCCAAACAUGUGGUGCCGACCAGUUUGAUGUGUCACGCAUCACAUGCAAGAAUGUUAGUGUGCAGCGUGGUCUUCAUAAGCAUCUUCUUAUGGCUCCAUCAGAUGUAGCUGGCUGGGGCAUCUUUUUGAAGGAGUCUGCGCAGAAGAAUGAAUUCAUUUCAGAAUAUUGUGGAGAAGUUAUUUCACAAGAUGAAGCAGACCGAAGAGGCAAAGUGUAUGACAAGUACAUGUGCAGUUUUCUCUUCAAUCUUAACAAUGACUUUGUUGUGGAUGCCACCCGCAAGGGGAAUAAGAUCCGCUUUGCCAACCAUUCAAUCAAUCCUAAUUGCUAUGCCAAAGUCAUGAUGGUUAAUGGUGAUCAUCGGAUAGGUAUAUUUGCCAAACGGCCUAUUUUGCCUGGUGAGGAGCUGUUCUUUGAUUACAGAUACGGACCUACUGAGCAGCUGAAAUUUGUUGGCAUUGAAAGAGAAAUGGAGUUCCUAUAAAUAUUUUUUAGAAUUUUCUUAAUAUUCUUUAUGAUCACUGCCAGAGUCUUUUCAUAUCGUCAUUACCAUUUGUCUGUCUGUAUCUUUUUGUUGCAUGUAAUAAGGACUCACUUUGUAAAUCAUAUUUUUCUUAAGGUGUAACUUUGAAAGUUGUGCCAUGUUACUUUGUUAACAUUUUGAACACUAUAUUUGGACAGAGAAUGAAUUACGAAAUCAUCCAUCAAUCACUUUUUAAGCCUCAUUGUUUACCAAUUUUGUGUGUGUCUGACAAGUUCCUUCCACACUUUGUUUUAUUUGCAAUGCAAGACUGUUUGUGUACUUCUGUCCGUUCCAAUGUGAUAAUUUUAAGUUCAGCUUAAAUGUAUUCAAAAAGUCUGUAAUGAAUUUUUAACUGUUUAGAAUAUUUUCAUAGCUUUGUUGUAAUUUUGUAGGUCUGUUUCAACACAUCUGGGAACAUCUUCAUCUCACUUGAAAUGUACUAUGGCCAUAUAUGCCUUAUAUGUUAUAAUUUUCACCCAUGGUCUAAAGGUAUGAAAUACCAUUGUAGAUGACUUUUGCCAAUGCUAAAGGUCCAAUUAAAAG